This is a messenger RNA of Chiroxiphia lanceolata (lance-tailed manakin), 5591 nucleotides long. RefSeq names its product EMSY transcriptional repressor, BRCA2 interacting (gene EMSY). The record is from RefSeq and is a predicted model, not a curated record. Gene Ontology annotation, biological process: regulation of DNA-templated transcription. NCBI's taxonomy places the organism in Eukaryota, Metazoa, Chordata, Aves, Passeriformes, Pipridae. Gene Ontology annotation, cellular component: nucleoplasm.
UUGGCUCGGGGAAGCGCCGCCGCCACCGCCACCAAACAAACCGGAGCGCGGCCCCGGGAACGGGAGCGCGGGGUCCUGCCGCCACCGCGCCUCCCAUGAGCCGGGCACGGCCGGCCAGCGAGGCUGAGCUGUGUGGGAGCACGGACGCGAGGGAAGGAUGCCUGUGGUGUGGCCGACCCUGCUGGACCUCAGCAGGGAUGAGUGCAAGAGGAUCCUGCGCAAACUGGAGCUGGAGGCCUAUGCAGGUGUCAUCAGUGCCUUACGAGCGCAGGGAGACCUCACGAAGGAGAAGAAGGAUCUUCUGGGAGAACUCUCCAAAGUGCUUAGCAUUUCCACGGAGCGACACCGCGCCGAGGUUCGGCGGGCGGUGAAUGAUGAACGGCUGACCACCAUCGCACACAACAUGUCUGGACCCAACAGCUCCUCGGAGUGGUCCAUCGAGGGCCGUCGCCUGGUGCCGCUGAUGCCGCGGCUGGUGCCGCAGACGGCCUUCACCGUCACCGCCAACGCCGUGGCCAACGCCGCCGUGCAGCACAACUCCUCCCUCCCCCUGCCUUCAGACACCGGCAGCAAGGAAGUGGUGGUUUGCUAUUCCUACACAAGUACCACUUCAACCCCAACCUCCACCCCAGUUCCAAGUGGCAGUGUAGCAACAGUGAAGUCCCCCAGGCCCGCCAGCCCAGCCUCCAGUGUAGUCGUCUUGCCAAGUGGAAGUGCUGUGUACGUCAAAAGCGUCAGCUGCUCGGACGACGAUGAGAAGCCCCGCAAAAGGCGGCGAACGAAUUCCUCCAGCUCUUCCCCCGUGCUCCUGAAAGAAGUCCCGAAGGCAGUGACUCCUGUCACUAAAACUAUCACGGUGCCUGUAAGUGGCAGCCCCAAAAUGAGUAACAUAAUGCAGAGCAUUGCCAACUCCCUGCCACCACACAUGUCGCCUGUGAAAAUAACCUUCACGAAGCCCUCGACGCAGACGACAAACACCACAACACAGAAGGUGAUAAUAGUAACCACCUCUCCAAGCUCAACUUUCGUACCCAACAUCCUGUCCAAGUCCCACAACUAUGCAGCAGUCACCAAGCUGGUCCCCACCUCGGUGAUCGCCUCGACAACGCAGAAGCCGCCGGUGGUGAUCACGGCGGCCCAGCCCUCGGUGGGCAGCAGCAGCAGCAGCUGCCCCGCUGCCCCCUGCACUGCCAGCACCAUUGCUGUCACUGCUGUCGUGUCCUCCACGCCCUCCGUGGUCAUGUCCACCGUGGCACAAGGUGUGUCCACAUCAGCCAUCAAGGUGGCCUCCAGCAGGCUGCCCUCCCCGAAGGCUCUGGUGGGCAGCCCCUCGCAGCUCCUGGCGCAGUUCCCCAAGCAGCACCAGCAGCCUCCCAAGCAGCAGCUGCACCAGGUCCCGCCGGCCCAGCAGCAGCAGCAGCAGCUGGUGCCCUCCUCGGGGGCCCAGCAGCAGCCCCAGCAGGCCCAGCUGCCCCCUGGCAUCAAGCCCACCAUUCAGAUCAAGCAGGAAUCAGGUGUUAAAAUAAUCACUCAACAGGUGCAGCCCAGUAAAAUCCUUCCCAAACCAGUUACAGCGACCUUGCCCAGCAGUAGCAAUUCACCCAUUAUGGUGGUUAGCAGUAAUGGGACUAUCAUGACAACUAAACUGGGCACUACUCCCACUGGCGCUCCAGCGACAUACACCCGGCCCACCGUCAGCCCGUCCCUGGGGGCUCGCAUGGCUGGGGCCCCGGGGGCUGCCACCUACGUCAAAACCACCAGUGGCAGCAUCAUCACCGUGGUCCCAAAGUCCCUGGCCACUCUGGGAGGGAAGAUUAUCAGCAGUAAUAUUGUCUCUGGAACUACAACCAAAAUCACCACAAUUCCAAUGACAUCCAAACCCAAUGUGAUUGUUGUGCAAAAGACUACUGGGAAAGGAACUACAAUCCAAGGGCUUCCAGGCAAGAACGUUGUCACGACGCUGCUGAACGCUGGGGGGGAGAAAACUAUUCAGGCAGUGCCAGCAGGAGCAAAACCUGCUAUCAUCACUGCCACAAGACCCAUCACAAAAAUGAUUGUUACACAGCCCAAAGGAAUAGGGUCCACGGUCCAGCCAGCCACCAAAAUCAUCCCAACUAAAAUUGUUUAUGGGCAGCAAGGGAAAACGCAGGUCCUGAUCAAACCAAAGCCAGUGACGUUCCAGGCCACAGUGGUGAGUGAGCAGACCAGGCAGCUGGUGACAGAGACGUUGCAGCAGGCAUCCAGGGUGGCAGAGACAGGAACCCCAGCUCUGCCAGAGGUGAAGGAGGAACCACAGACCUACACCGACAGCAGCUCCUCGUCCACAGAGUCCUCCCAGAGCUCUCAAGAUUCUCAGCCUGUGGUCCAUGUGAUUGCUUCAAGAAGUCAAGACUGGUCAGAACACGAAAUUGCUGUGGACACAAGCCCUACAAUAAUUUACCAGGAUGUAUCCAGUGAAUCUCAGUCAGCUACUUCCACAAUAAAAGCUUUGCUGGAACUUCAGCAGACAACAGUGAAGGAGAAGUUGGAAUCGAAGCCAAGGCAGCCCACCAUUGACCUGAGCCAGAUGGCUGUCCCAAUCCAGAUGACUCAAGAAAAGAGGCAUUCCCCAGAAAGUCCUUCAAUUGCUGUUGUAGAGUCAGAAUUAGUGGCUGAAUAUAUCACAACUGACUCAGGAAGACAACACUGUAUUGGUUCACAUUCGGAAGAAUAUCUACACAACCAUAUAGUGAGCCAUCGGCAGCCCCCGGCGCCGGCGCAGCCCCCGCGGACCCUCCUGCAGCACGUGGCGCAGUCGCAGACGGCAACGCAGACCUCUGUGGUGGUGAAAUCCAUCCCCGCCUCCUCCACGGGCGCCAUCACCCACAUCAUGCAGCAGGCCUUAAGCAGUCACACUGCAUUUACGAAACACAGUGAACAACUUGGGACCGAGGAGGGAGAAGUGGAAGAGAUGGACACCUUAGAUCCUCAGACUGGCCUGUUUUACAGAUCUGCCCUGACACAGUCACAGGCACAAAAGCAGCAAAAACUGAGUCAGCCACAGCUGGAACAGACUCAACUGCAAGUGAAAACUCUGCAGUGCUUCCAGACCAAGCAGAAGCAGACAAUCCACCUGCAGGCCGACCAGAUCCAGCACAAACUCCCGCAAAUGCCCCAGCUUUCCAUAAGGCAUCAAAAGCUAACCCCCCUGCAGCAGGAGCAAGCACAGAGCAAACCAGAUGCACAGCACCCCCCCCACCACAUGAUGGCCAAAGAGAGGCAACUCCCCACCUUAGUGGCACAGCCACAGCAAACUGUAGUGCAGGUGCUGGCAGUAAAAACCACGCAGCAGCUGCCCAAACUGCAGCAGGCACCAACGGCACAAAAAAUCUACGUGCAACCCCAGCCCCCCCCGAGCCCAGUGCAGCUCCCUGCCUCUUCAGACAAGCAGCCAGCGAGCCAGGUGCAACAUCGAACUCUAAUGCAAGGAGUUACAGAGUUAACUCUGGGGGGGUGUCAGCCUCCCGUGGUUGCAGAGGUAGCAGGUGGCAGUGGUGUGCCCCAGCUGGCACUGCCGGUUACCAGCCUAUUUCCCAUGCAGGCACCCCCGGAGGCAGCAGUAGCAGAUAUUUUGAGAGUGUCUGUGGUGGAAGCUCACACUGAUGCAAACAUAGAGCACACGGUAGUGGAUCCCCCAGACCAGGCCACGUCCACUAGUAAAGUCUCUAGUGAAGCAGAGUCGUCACCUUGUCCCCAGGUGCCUCGGGUGGCUGCUCUAGGGACGACGGCAACAACCUCCACCCCCCAGCAACAGCCCCGGACAGAGCCCAGCCCAGCCCCUCCUGCUGCUGCUGCUGCUGCUGCUGCUCCCACCGAGGCACAGGGAGUGCCCCCAACAAACCAGUUUGUGCACAUUCAGAACCUCUCCCAGAAGAAAGCUGAAGAGAGCUCCUCAGAGGUCGUCGUCCAGACUAUCCCUCACUAUUCCAUCCCUUGUCACUCCAGCUCCAACGUGGUGGUGGAACCCAGCGGGCUCCUGGAGCUCAACAACUUCACCAGUCAGCGCCUGGAUGACGAGGAGACGGCGAUGGAGCAGGAUGGGGACAGUGGCCCCGAGGAUGGCCCCGAGCCCAGCCCCUCCCGGAGCUCUGCUGAGCAAUCCUGAGCAACUGGGACGCUGGAGUGCACUUUAGAAUGUCUUGGGAUUCUGAGGAUCCAAGAUGCCCUCGUGUUGUGAUGUCCUGGAGCACUUUGCCCGUUAGAGUUGUUCGUUGGACCCUCGGAGCAUCGGUGUGUUUUAACAAGGCGGCGGCGCAGAAGCUGCGUCUUCAAAACUCUUUCCAAAAGAAAAAAAAAAAAAAGAGAAGAAAAGAUGUAGUUCCCAAGAUUUAGUAAAGCUGUGACAGUGGAAUGUACUCCUGCUCAAACACCAGACUGCAGCAAACUCUGCAGCUCGUGCUCUGGAAGCCCCUGCCCAGAUAUUCAAACAGCUCCCAGUGAAAAGGGGUCGUCGCUUUGCCGGGUCCUUCCCUUGAGAAAAACACCAUCAAAAAAAAAAAAAGAGAGAGAACAUUUAAUAAAUGCUUGUAUUUUCAAACAGCAUGUGAGAGAAGAAGUGUCUCUGACAGUGCUGGAAUUUUGGAAUUGGUCAGCUUUCUUGCUCACUUAGAGAUAAGAUUUGGUGGGGUUUUUUUCAUAAGACUAAAAAUAUAUUUUUUUUAAAUUCUUGUUGGUGAAUGUUUGGAAAUAAGCAAAAUCACUAACUGACAGAAAAGUGGAUUUGCUGGUGGAUUUUGUUUUCAUGCUUUACAAGAAGUAGGGAGAUGGUAUAUGAGGCAUUUCUUUUGCCAUAAGUGCACAAAAUGCUCAUCUACUCCAGUUAAUCUUUGAUUAUUUAUUAAAGUGAGGCCAAGUUGUUGAAGACAUUCCUGUGAAACAGGCAGUUGUGUUAAUUCUGAUACAAACUGAGUUGGGGGGGUGUCUUUUGCUAUAAAUCAGUUUUUCAAAAUUGGGGAUAAGUGGUUCAACGUCUUUCCAAGUUGAACUUGUGAAUUUAGAAGUGAUGUAAGGCUUUUAAAAAUCUGUAUUUUACUCUUACAUGCUGUUCUUAAAGUUGACCAUUUGGGUAGUUUAAAGGCUUAAAUGGGCAUAGAGGGGCAGGUUUCCAAAAUGAGCCUUAUGCCUUGGCUUGUUGAAGCAAUACAUUGGGGUUUGUGAUAGUUCCAGGUCACGGAGACAGGUUUGGGUUCAGAGGGGAGGAGAGAACCAGUUUUAAUACCAGUUUUAAUACAUUCUGGUAAUCAAGACUUUUUUUUUUUUUUCCAAAUGUGUAUAAACCCACGUUUUUAACUGUUUUGUAUAGAUUUCAUUAUAAAUAACUAAGCGUUUUACGACUUUGCCAUAUCAUUUAAUUGUACAUACAUCUGGAAGCCUAACUGCCCACGGUUCGGUGCUCAACUACUACUGUAAGUAGAUCUCAUCCAAAGUCUAAUACAGCUCUUUGCCUCAGUCUUUUUUUUUUUUUUAAGCUGUGAUUUUGCUGUUGAUAUUGUAGUAAAGGUUAAAUUCCAACUGGAGUAACUCAAACGAAAAAAUACAAACCCUAAAACCCA